Mauremys reevesii (Reeves's turtle) is the source of this 4241-nucleotide messenger RNA. It is a transcript of the gene DENND1A, whose product is annotated as DENN domain containing 1A. Gene Ontology annotation, molecular function: phosphatidylinositol phosphate binding; guanyl-nucleotide exchange factor activity. Gene Ontology annotation, cellular component: clathrin-coated vesicle; cytosol. The record is from RefSeq and is a predicted model, not a curated record. Gene Ontology annotation, biological process: endocytic recycling; endocytosis. NCBI's taxonomy places the organism in Eukaryota, Metazoa, Chordata, Testudines, Geoemydidae. The transcript has 25 exons. The coding region runs from base 213 to 3608 and encodes 1131 amino acids.
GCCAGGAAGCCAAGUCCUCACGCUGCCCCUCCGGGCCGGGCCGAGGCCGCUGCACUACAGCUCCCAGCAGCCUUUGCGCCGCGCUGUGACUCUGCCUGGGCGACCCUGGCGCUGGCUGGGAUGGAGUGAGUCUGAGGGGCAGGCGGAGGAGAGAGCACAGCCCACCGAGCCCCUCCACCCCCGCCCCGGGCCCAUGCGGCCCCCGAGAGACCAUGGGAUCCAGGAUCAAACAAAACCCGGAAACAACAUUUGAAGUGUAUGUUGAAGUAACCUGUCGAGGGACAAGCAGCAUUGGAGCAGGUGCCUUAGGUGAAAGUUGCUGGCAGAUCUUGGCCUAUAAUAGCAACAUGUUUGCUGAUAUACAAGAUCCUGAGGUGCGGAGGAAAUUCCCAGAGGACUACAGUGACCAGGAAGUUCUACAGACUUUGACCAAGUUUUGUUUCCCCUUCUAUGUGGACAGCCUUACAGUCAGCCAAGUUGGCCAGAACUUUACAUUUGUGCUCACAGACAUUGACAGCAAACAGAGAUUUGGAUUCUGUCGCUUAUCUUCUGGGGCCAAAAGUUGCUUCUGUAUCUUAAGUUAUCUCCCAUGGUUUGAAGUCUUUUAUAAGCUGCUCAACAUCUUGGCAGAUUAUACAGCAAAAGGACAGGACAGUCAGAGGAAUGAACUCCUAGAAACACUUCAUAAACUUCCCAUCCCUGACCCAGGAACACCUGUUAAUCUCAGUGUGCAUUCUUACUUUAGUGUGCCUGACAUCACAGAGCUUCCCAGUAUCCCUGAAAAUAGAAAUCUGACAGAGUAUUUUGUAGCCGUUGAUGUCAACAACAUGCUGCAUCUCUACGCUAGUAUGCUCUAUGAACGCCGCAUCCUCAUCUGCUGUAGUAAACUGAGCACUUUAACUGCCUGCAUUCAUGGGUCUGCAGCUAUGCUCUACCCAAUGUUCUGGCAACAUGUUUACAUUCCUGUUCUGCCCCCGCAUCUAUUGGACUACUGCUGUGCCCCGAUGCCCUACCUCAUUGGAAUACAUUUAAGUUUAAUGGAGAAAGUUAGAAAUAUGGCCCUGGAAGAUGUGGUGAUUCUUAAUGUUGAUACCAACACACUGGAAACUCCUUUUGAUGAUCUACAGAGCCUUCCCAAUGAUGUGGUUUCUGCACUCAAGAACAGAUUAAAGAAAGUCUCCACAACUACUGGGGAUGGUGUGGCAAGAGCGUUCCUAAAAGCCCAGGCCUCUUUCUUUGGGAGCUACAGAAAUGCACUGAAAAUUGAACCCGAGGAGCCAAUCACUUUUUGUGAAGAAACGUUUGUGUCUCAUCGUUCUACUGCCAUGAGGCAGUUUCUUCAGAAUGCUAUUCAGCUCCAGCUCUUUAAGCAGUUUAUUGAUGGACGUCUUGAUCGUCUCAACUCUGGAGAGGGCUUCAGUGAUGUUUUUGAAGAAGAGAUAAAUAUGGGAGAAUAUGCUGGGAGUGACAGACUGUACCAUCAGUGGCUCUCUACAGUAAGGAAAGGAAGUGGAGCCAUUAUAAAUACAGUAAAGACCAAGGCUAACCCGGCCAUGAAGACUGUCUAUAAGUUUGCAAAAGAUCAUGCAAAAAUGGGAAUAAAAGAGGUGAAAAACCGCUUGAAGCAAAAGGACAUUGCUGAGAAUGGAUGCUCUGCAACACCAGAAGAGUCCCUGCCAAGGACAUCUCCUUCUCCGUUGGGCGAAAAGAAGGACCCUAAACUCAGAGAAGAUAGAAGACCAAUCACAGUACACUUUGGGCAGCAGCAAAGAGUACGUCCACCUCGGCCGCCUCCUCCAAAGAUACAGCGUUCAUCUAGGCCCGUUCGUCCUCCAAGACCUCACGUUGUUAAGAGACCCAAGAGCAACAUUGCUGUGGAAGGGCGAAGGACUUCAGUUUCUAGUCCAGAACAAAUUUGGGAAGCUGAGGACUGGGCAUAUUGCCAGGGGCCACUGAUGUUAGGUAGAAAAGGAUGUCUUGGAAAAUAUUGCCAGUGUCAGGAGAGAGUGUUUGGCACUCACCUGGGGAACACUCAGGCAGCCAGGCCUCAGCCAUACCGGGCCCUGAAAGAGUCUGAUAGUGCUGAUGGAGAAGAGGUUCUCAGUCCAGAAAAAGCAGAGGAGGCUCUUCCCCCAGGCCCUUCUACGCCAGACAAGGUCACAGAAGUUAACCUCCUGGAGGACAUUUUCACUAAUUUAGAGGUGGAAAAACAGCCUCAACCUCUCAGCCAAGCCAAAAGCUUGGAAGACCUAAGGACCCCCAAAGAGGAGGGUGUGCUGCAAUGUUCUUUUGAUUACCAGAGGAUGGAUCUUGGUGAAUCUGAGAGAAGCAGGAUUGUGCCAGCAAUGAAACUCUCUCAUCCCUACAACAAGCUGUGGAGUAUGGGUCACGAUGACAUGGCUAUUCCUACCAAAUAUUCCCAAAGCUCACCAGAGAGGCCCCUGACUUCUUUUGGGACCAUCCCAUCAAUCCCACGGAGACCCCGGAGCAGAGACAGCAUCUCGGUGCCUGCGGAAAAGGAAGAAGGGAACACGGCUAUUCAAGGGAACAUCACCAUCCCUAGACCACAGGGCCGAAAAACUCCUGAGCAAGGGAUAGUCCCUCCACCACCAGCACCCAGACCCACCAAACCCCAGACUCCAGUUGGGACAGCAGACGCUGUGAAUGCCUACACUACGGGACGUAGCGACUUGGUUUCAGAGCUCAUGCAGGAGCCCUUUGGAGCCGGGAAUGUGUCCCUUGACCCAGAAUUCAGACAGUCAGUAACUUAUUCCCCUCACCCCUCUCAGCUUCUCUCCAGUUCUAGCAGUAUUACUGAGAUGCUCCAGCCAGUCAAGGUUAGUACAGAAAAUGCCGGUAGUGAAAGUGACUAUCUUCUUCGUCUGCUGGAUCCAUUAAAAACAACCAGCUGGCAAAACAUGGGAUCCCAGCAAGACUCCAGCAGUAUGCAGAGCUCAGCCUCUCGAAGCUCUGCUGCCGGCUUUGCUUCAGUGGUGAGCGACUUUGCAUCUCCUCCGCCGGCACCAUUCACCCAGCCGCUGGGAUACCCUCCUUCAGCACCGCCAUUUCUGCAGCCAUCCCUCAAUCCAUUUACACAGACAGUGCCAGCAGCCCUGACAAUAUCGCUGGUCAGACCCCCAGGGGGGCCCUUUACCCCUCCUUUAGGCCACGCUUAUUGCUCCAGCUUCAUGACACCUAAUUCUGGCUUUUACCAACCACAGCGACCUAAGCCAAACAUUGCAGCGUUGUCCAUGCCCCAUCUAUUUGGCCAGGCUCCGACAGCACCACAGGCUAGUUCCUUACUGCAGCAGAGCCAUAACCCUUCCCCAGCCAGCUCUCUGGAGCCAGCACGUCCUAAAAUCAGAACAUUACCAGCAGGCCAUUCUGGCUCAAAGAUAGCUGUCAAGCAAGUGGUGCCGCGAAGUUCUAACGACCCCCCUCUGGUUCCCCCGAGGCCCGCUAAGGGCGUAGAGUCAGUGUUACUUCCCUCAAAGCCUGAGGAGACAAAAGAUCCAUUUGAAGAUUUGUUAAAAAAGACAAAACAGGAGGUUUCAGGCACGCCAGGUAAUGUAGAACAGCUCAGAAAGCAAUGGGAAACCUUUGAAUGAUGCUCCCACCCGACCUUAUUUCUUUGGGGGGUUGGAUUUUUUUAUUUUAUUAUUACUGUUAUUUGGUUGGCUUGUUUUGAGCCAGCACAAAAACCUGUUUCUUUAUAUGGAAAGUUAUAGACACAGGAAACACAACUGCUCUUCUAGAAUUCACAUACAAGUGCUACUGACUGGAGUCCAUUUUGCUGAUGAACCCGCACAUUGUCCCAUUACCAGCUAAGGUUUCUCACUGGUAUCCUAGCUGGCUUUUUGCCUGCAGUCAGUGAAAACUCCAGUGACUCUUGCACUGGCCAGAGCAUUCAGGUCAUUAGGGUAUUAUUUCCUUUUCUUUUCCCACACAGCCUUUUCAAGAAACUACUGAACCAGAAACUGCUCAUUCCCUCCCUUGUAGUCUCACACAGCCUGGGACAUGACACAGCACGUAGUUUUUGCUUCCUACCUGGGUGAACAGUGUUCAGAUCAAUUUCUUCAAUUACACAUAUUGCUUAUAAUGUUUUGCUUACAUAUGUAGUGUGCAACAAGCUAACCAAGACUUGUGGUUUGUAUUGAGUUAAUCCACUGGGCUUAAAUUGAGUUUGUUUAAUAGCCUGUCUAGCAAUAUAUACACGUGACUAAUUACACAAUUUUAUCAGC